AUGUCGCAGGUUCAAGUGCCACCUGGAUUCGAGGCAAGCUGCCGCAAAGCUGUUUGUUCGGAAGCAGGUGCUACCAGCCUUGAUCCAGCUGAGGAACUGAAGGCGGAGUUAAUAAAGCAGGUCACAGAAGCAUGCAAAGAGCAUGUGAAUCAAAAGACCCAAGAAGCGGUAGAGACUCUCUGGAAGCGUGGGCAGAAAACAAUCCAGUCUAUGCAGCAGCAGCACGCCGCAACAACCGAACAACUCCGGAGCCAGCUGGCUGCUUGCACCGAGUCACACCGAAGUCUUGAGCGUGAAACUGUGGUCUUGCGCGCAAACUUGGAGGCAAUGAUGAAGCAUUUGACCAUUCUGUUUGGGGUUCCUCCGCAUUGCGACCCUACACUUUCAACCAGCCUGUGGAACUUCGAGAACAAGGAUGCAGAAACAACCUUCAGUGAGGAAGAACACCAUGAUAUGGAAGAUCCAACUUAUCCAUUGUCGUGUUUUGGUAGUGACAAUGGCAGUCAGGGCCCCGUUGCUGGCUCUGGGGGAACUGGAUCUGAAACUGAACCUUCGCCUACAGCUGAAGCAGCCGCUGGGUUCUCCAAUCCGCCGGCAACAUUUUCGCUGAUGCUUCGCUUGGCCGACAACGUUCCGGUCGGUUUACAAGUUAAAGGUGAAGAGGGUUUGUUGGUAGAAAAGAUUCUGCCUGGUGGGGCCAUCGAAGCGUGGAACAAGCAGUGCCCCGGGGAAGUCAGAGAAAUCCGCCCUGGAGAUAGGAUCGUCAUGAUCAACGGGCAUGAGGAUUCUGAAGCUAUGCGCCACGAAUGUCUCACCAAGCUUCUUUUGAAGAUGACCGUACAGAGGGUGGCAAUGUGA
Messenger RNA from Cladocopium goreaui, 858 nucleotides. NCBI's taxonomy places the organism in Eukaryota, Dinophyceae, Suessiales, Symbiodiniaceae. The record is from the annotation of a GenBank genome assembly.